Salvia miltiorrhiza (redroot sage) is the source of this 3197-nucleotide messenger RNA. RefSeq lists its product as uncharacterized. The coding region runs from base 462 to 3026 and encodes 854 amino acids. Gene Ontology annotation, molecular function: zinc ion binding. The record is from RefSeq and is a predicted model, not a curated record. The transcript has 3 exons. NCBI's taxonomy places the organism in Eukaryota, Viridiplantae, Streptophyta, Magnoliopsida, Lamiales, Lamiaceae.
UCUGGCGGAUACUUGGUCUGUUAGGCAGAAAAUAAUAUUUUAUGUCAAAUUAUGUAUAAUUUUUAAUUUUUCAGCUUGUUAUGAAUGUUUAAAUAUAACAUACGCAUUCCCCUUUUGUAUUUGUUGCGAUUUUUUACUUUUAAUUUUUUAGUAAAAAAUUAAAAGUACAUACUGAGAAGGUGACUCUGCAAAAAAUUUGGUUGUAGUGGGGCAUUAAUGCUAAUUUUAUGCAUGCGUGAGGUGACAUGCAAUAAUAGAUUGAAGCCGUAUUGAAUGAACACUGCACUUCACGUGAACUUUUUGUAAGGAAUCAAGUUUAGUCCUUAUAAGGCUGCAUUUGUGAAUGACCAAAACACAAAUUGAAAUACUCACCUUGAAUUUCAUAAAUUCAGGCAUACCCUAAAGAUUUGAGUGGUUUUGUGCGAGAGGAGGCAAUUUGUGUUGAAUUUCAGCCCGAAAAGAUGGAAUUCGUGAGAUACAUAUAUGUGAGAUACAACGGAGUCGUCGAUGGUAUACACUAUGUUGGCGGGGCUACGGAGGUCCUUCCCCUCUUAAAUGAAACAGUUGCGAGCCUGAUAUACAGCAUCAACAAUGUGCUGACAAUGCAUUCGUUGAGCCCGAACUAUCAAUUGUAUUAUUUGGCGACCAAUCGAUUUGGAAGGGAGACGAAAUGCGUAAUAAGUGACGACGAUGAUGUGCAAGGCUUGUUGGAAACUGCCGAAUAUCCCAUGGUGUACGUUGAGCACAACAACGACCCGGUCGAAGAAGCGUACAUCCCUACUUUUGAUUUUGGCCAGGCUUCGGGAUACGGAGAUGAUGAAGCACAAUCUAGUCAGUAUGAGACGUCGUAUCAUGCUCGCGAGAGCGCGCCUCCAACACAGUACUUUUCAUGGGAUGGGCAACUGUUGGACGAAUCCGCAUGGAAUCUGAAUGAAAUGUGCGGGAGAUUCAACCAGGUGCGGACGGAUGACGAUUCUGAUGAAGAAGCCGUACAACCUGAAGACGAAGCCGAAGAACCUGAUGACGAUUCUGAUGAAGAAGACGAAGAAUACGAUCCAACGAACGAGUCGGGCACAGAUUCUGCCGCCUCUGAGGAUUUAUUAGACGAUGAUCUGAUAGAGUUCACGGCGACCGAGCGAGCAGGUUGGAUCCGACAAAGUAGAACCCGUCACGGAAAUCCGACGGACUCGACCGGUGAACUAUCUAAUUGGAUAGUUCCGUUGAUUCCAGUGGACGCCACGACUUCGCUCGUUGCUCGCGAGAGUGAGCUGUCCAGAGUUGCUGAUUUGGGGAAGAACUCUUUUUACAACAGUAAAGAAGAAUUGGUCCUUGCUGUUGGCUUCUGGAAUAUGAAGCAAGGGGCUGAGGCAAAAGUUGUACGCUCAGAUCAGGGACGCCUCUAUUACAAGUGCAAGCACUCUGAUAAGUGCAAGUUCGAUGUGCGUGCAUCUUGUCACGGCGGAGGGAUGUGGGGAGUGCAUAAGUUUAAAGAGCACUCUUGCGAAGGGGAGUUGGGCAUUUUGAAACGAAUAAAGGCACAUUCGAAUGUGGUUGCAGCUUAUGUGGAAAAAAGAAUACGCGAUGACGGAGAGGUCAUUAAGCCGAAAUCUAUUAUGUCGGAGUUGUUACGUGAAUUUGGCGUCAGAAUCAAAUAUGAUGUCGCGCUGCGUGCAAGAAAUCUCAGCUUAGAGAAGAUAUACGGUCGAAUUGAUGAUUCGUUCCUUCUUCUGCCCAAAUAUUUGUAUGCCCUAACUCAAGCGAAUCCAGGCACCGUGAUGGAUUUCGAAGUAGACGAAAACAACCGGUUCAAACAUCUGUUUCUUGCUCUUGCGGCUUCCAUCACACCUUUCUUCUUUUCGCUUCGGCCAGUGAUUGUGGUCGACGGCACACACUUGAAGGGGAAGAACAAUGGCAUUUUGUUCGUCGCCGUGACAAAAGACGCAAACGAGCAAGUUUUUCCGUUGGCAUUUGGUGUCGGGCCGAUCGAGAAUGAUGAGUCAUGGAAGUGGUUCCUCUCAAAUGUGAGACAAACUUUUGGUCAGCCCGACAACUUACUAGUUGUCUCUGAUGCGCAUGUCUCCAUUGCUAAUGCUGUGAAGAGCGAGUUACCAAAUGCUACUCACGGUCUUUGCUACUACCACUUGCAGAACAAAAUUAAGGGCUACGGGCAAGCUGUUGUUGAGCUUUUCCGCCAGGCUGCAUACGCCUACACGGACUCAGAAUUUUCACGUGCAAUGUCGGCUAUGGCUCAAUUGAAGCCGGCGGCGUACGGGAAGUUGAUGCGCGUAGGCCCUGAGAAGUGGGCACGAUCACAAAGUCCGGUGACCCGUUAUAGUUUUCUUACAUCUAAUGCUGCCGAGGCUUUGAAUGCCCGUUUGUUGUGGGCCAGACGCCUUCCUAUAUGCUCCAUGCUGGAGGCAAUCAGGAUGGUUCUGGAGCAGUGGUUCAAUGACAGACUUGCGUCUGCGGAAGAGAACGAUGACCUUCUUACUCCAGAGGCAAAACAGAAGAUAAGUGCGGAGAUCUCAAAGAGUCGUCGCUACACUGCGAAGAGGACCUCCGAGAGAAAAUACAGGGUUCGUGCUGGUGAUCGUCGCUUCAUGGUUGACCUUCAAGCGAAGAGCUGUGAAUGCAAUGAAUUCGACCUGGACGGCAUGCCGUGUUCUCAUGCGAUCGCAGCCAUUACUGAGGCGAAAGAGCCAGUGGAAGAUUACGUGGAAGCUUACUACUUGCGGAGUUCACUGGUUCAAACAUACUCCGGAGCAGUAAAUCACUUGCCUCCCUUAGAGCACUGGGAAAUUCCGUUUGAAGUUGCAUCUGAUAUUGUUUUGCCAAACCUUUCUCGGCGACAAGCUGGUCGACCAAGAGAAUCUAGAAUUCCUUCAGCUGGUGAGAGGCCGACUCAAAGGACCACAACAGCGGAUGCAUCAAGUAGUCUGGGAAAACGAGCACCCAAAACCUGUGGUCUAUGUGGCUCGCCUGGCCACACACGUAGAGCAUGCAAGGGUACGGGCUGGGAGCAGUAGCUUAAUUACCUUUUAUAUUAAAUUUUGAUGGAUAUUGUUGUUGGGAGUAUUGGAUACUGAUUGAAUAUUCAGUAGAGCUAGUUCAUUCCAGUAAGUGAUGUUCUGAAGUUGGGAGUAUUGGAUACUGAUUGAAUAAAUUUCGAAGCGGUUUCAUUUGCAUAAUAUCGAUGA